Messenger RNA from Rhodofomes roseus, 264 nucleotides. RefSeq lists its product as uncharacterized. The transcript is spliced from 3 exons. The record is from RefSeq and is a predicted model, not a curated record. The annotation marks the transcript as partial. Lineage: Eukaryota; Fungi; Basidiomycota; Agaricomycetes; Polyporales; Fomitopsidaceae. Gene Ontology annotation, molecular function: protein binding.
AUGGACGCAACUGAGCUCGGUCGCUGGUCGCGAUUUGCUGGCAAGGGCGGCAUUGGGAAAUGCACUGCGCUCCAGGAUUAUGUCGCUGAGGAACCCGAGGAUCUCAUGUUCAUGAAGGACGACGAGAUCACCGUGCUCAUGCAGCUGGGGGAAGAGGAUCUCUUCCUGGGCUAUUGCGAAGGCGUUAUAGGCCGUUUCCGCACCUCCUUCGUCCGCUUCCACGGACGGCUCAAGAAACCCGUCAUGGCCAAGCGCUCUUCCUCC